Acanthopagrus latus (yellowfin seabream) is the source of this 1368-nucleotide messenger RNA. It is a transcript of the gene c1qb, whose product is annotated as complement component 1, q subcomponent, B chain. The coding region runs from base 202 to 924 and encodes 240 amino acids. Gene Ontology annotation, molecular function: protein binding. The transcript has 5 exons. NCBI's taxonomy places the organism in Eukaryota, Metazoa, Chordata, Actinopteri, Spariformes, Sparidae. The record is from RefSeq and is a predicted model, not a curated record.
AUUUCCUCGCUGUGUUUUCCUCACAGCGAUCAGCAUGAACACCAACAGAACGACGAUCGUGCCGUCCUGAAGCGUUUCACUUCCUUUUUUCUCCUGACUGAGCUGCUGCUGCUGCUGCUGCUGUGAAGCAGGACGGCUCUUCACCUCCGUCUGCACCAGCUUUUCUUCCAACCACGAGACGAGUCACCGCGUUACCUGCACAUGGCGCCCUGGUGGCUGAGCUGCAGUACUGCAGUGUUUCUCCUUCUGGUCCACGUCGGCCCGGUCGGCUCACAGUCCUGUGGCGCUCCGGGGAUUCCUGGGAUACCCGGCACCCACGGGCUCAACGGGAUGGACGGCCCCAAGGGAGAGAAGGGAGACCCAGGUGAGGACGGUCAGCCUAUCAGGGGCCAGAAGGGGGAACCGGGUCCGAUGGGCCCCCCGGGACGGCCCGGGAUGAAGGGUGACAUGGGUCUACCGGGGCGCCCGGGGGAAAGAGGCCGGCCCGGGGAGAAGGGGAGAGCCUUCAGUCCCUCAAACCAACAGAAAUCCUUCUUCUCCUACAAACGGAUGAUAUCUCAAGUACCAGAGGUCGACACUGCCAUGGUCUUCAACAGUCCGAUCCUGCCCGACCUGGAUCAACAGUUUCAAGGUGAAUCGCUGACAAACGGAACAUUCACGUGUGUCGUCAAAGGGAUCUAUUUCUUCAGUUACCACGUUUCAGCGCGGAGCAGAGUGUGUCUGCGGCUGAUGAAGGGCAGCGACGGUCACAUGACGAUGUGUGACACGUCCGAAGGUUUCCUGGUCACCUCCGGCUCGGCGGUGCUGAACCUGGAGGUCGGAGACACGGUGUCAGUGGAGGCGACCAGGUACAACAGCAUCGUCACGAGCCAGAGCAGCACCAGCCACAUCUUCACCGGCUUCCUGAUCUUCCCCACCGCCUAAAGCCUCAGAUCCAUGACAUCAGUGUUACGUGAUGACAUCAUAACCCCACAGACUUUUUGAGGUUAUUUUAAGGUCGAUUAGAUGAAAUAUGUCUCCUGUAACAGUACGAAGAUCAGCAGAAAUAACAAUGGAUCAAUGUUUUUGUAUGUUUUAGCCCAUUAACAACAGAUAAUGUGUACUUCCCAAAAACUUCCAGCAGCUUUUGGGUUAUUUUAGAACAAUAAAUCCAUCGUAGUGAACAAUUCAUCAGCUUCAUUCAGCUGUUUUCUUACAUUUUAAAAGUAAACAGAACUUCAGGGUGUCAUGGUUGUUCUUUUCCUGCUUUAUUUUGUAGGUUUUAUCCUCGUGUCAUGUUUUGCGUUACACUUCCUGUCUUUGUCUUUUCCCUGUCUGUGUUUCAUAUGUUAAUGCAGCUUGUUGAAUAAAGUUUGCUUGUGUUUGUUC